Molecule: messenger RNA, 1171 nt
Organism: Arabidopsis thaliana (thale cress)
Lineage: Eukaryota; Viridiplantae; Streptophyta; Magnoliopsida; Brassicales; Brassicaceae
Gene: CHL-CPN10
Product: chloroplast chaperonin 10
Exons: 7
Coding region: 601-1020 (139 amino acids)
Biological process (GO): protein folding
Cellular component (GO): chloroplast stroma
Molecular function (GO): protein folding chaperone; ATP binding
Source: RefSeq, marked reviewed
UUGCAUUCCGUGGUAAUGUGGCUCGGCUUUGCAGCUCAAUACACAGAUUAUAAGGCGCAGAAGAAGGAGACUAGUGAAAUCAAGAGCAAGUUUAGGAUUGGAUGUUUUGAGAAGAGCUAUCUAAUGGGUUUGAUUAUAGUAGAGAUAGUGUCUCAAUUCUUGCAUCCGUAUUUUCUAGGUGAUAAGUUGCCAUUUUUGCCUUUAAUGUUGAUCUCAACAUAUUGUACCGUUGGUAUUAUGUACUCUUGGAUUUGGCAGCUCCGGAAGAUCCUGACAUGACAUAUAGAUAGAUUCAUGUAAUAGUUAACUUGAUUUUAGUACUACGUGAGUUUUUCCCUCCGUAGUAUAUGACUUUUCAGUAUACCCCACGAUACUGCAUUACUGCUUCGGUGACUCUCAAUAAAGUGCAAUUGAGAUUUCUCGGUUCAAUAAAACAUACAUCGGUUAGGCUUAAUAGAAUAAAGAUAUUGGGUCUUAAUAGUUAAAUGGGCUGUAAUAUUGGCCCAAUGUAAAACAUAAGAAGCACUGACGAGAAAGCUGGAGCCAAAGUCGUAACGGAGGAAGAAGAAGAUCUGCUUCUGCAAAAAACCUUAUCCUGCUAUGGCUUCCACUUUCGUCUGCUCUCUACCAAAUCCUUUCUUUGCUUUUCCGGUCAAAGCAACUACUCCUUCGACGGCUAACCAUACGCUUCUCGGAAGUCGAAGAGGUUGUCUUAGAAUCAAAGCGAUUUCCACUAAAUGGGAACCGACAAAGGUUGUUCCUCAGGCAGACAGAGUUCUUGUUCGUCUUGAAGAUCUUCCUAUUAAAUCCUCAGGUGGAGUAUUGUUGCCUAAAGCAGCUGUGAAGUUUGAGAGAUACCUAACAGGAGAGAUUAUAUCUGUUGGUUCUGAGGUUGGACAACAAGUUGGACCUGGAAAGAGGGUUUUGUUCUCUGAUGUGAGCGCUUAUGAGGUCGAUUUGGGAACCGAUGCUAGGCAUUGCUUCUGUAAAGAGAGUGACUUGUUGGCCCUCGUUGAGUGAAGUCUUGUCCAAGAGGGAGAGAUUUGAAGAUUUUACAAGUUUUCUGUAAUUUUCAGACAGCAAUUGUUGUUUCUAGUUAAUCCUUCAAUUUAAUAUCAAUUGAGAUCACUUUCAGAGAUAGUCAUAUUCAAAAAAAAAAACAAGUUUUCUC